ACGAUGUGCACAGCAACCUCGCCUCUACAACAGCGCAGUUGGGCAAACGCCAUGCAAGAAGACUCGCCGCUGCUUCCGUCCUCCCGGAUCCUCGACAUCCGUGGCGCGGCGCCGCCGCGGUCCGGCCUCCGCCACCGGCAGCAGCCCUUUAGCCGCGUCAAACCAACGCCGGGCCCGCUCCCGCCCGUGAGCUACCGCGCGAUCGUGUGGCAUGUGCUGCACUAUCGGUCGUCGAUCCAGCACGUGACGUACAUCCAGCAGUGCUCGUACUACGUCGAGCUCUUCCUCCUCAACCUCAUCUUGCUCAACGUCGUCGUGACGAUUCUGAGCUCGUCGAGCCUCGUGGACCCGGCCAUGCCAGUACACACGCCCUUGUGGUUCAGAGGUAUCGUGUACGUCUCGACCGCUAUCUUUACUGUCGAGUACCUCUUGCGCUGGUGGUCGUGCGUCGAAGACCCGCGCUUCAAGUUUCACGUCGUCUUUGGCCGGUUUCAAUGGAUGCUGCGGCCCAUGUCCCUCAUCGAUCUCAUCGCGCUCGUGCCCUAUUUUUUGGAAAUUGCGCUCUGCUCGGCGACCGCGACGUCGGUGGCGUAUCGCGGCUCGAUGACCAUCCGCGGCCUCCGGCUCCUCCGCGUUAUUUCCUUCCUGCGCAUUGAACGGUCGUACGAUGCUAUCAAGCGGCUGCGCAUCAUCUUUCGGCGAAAACGGCAAGAAUUCUUUGUAGUCACCUACCUCACAGCGGUCGUCAUCCUCGUCUCGGCCACCAUCAUCUUUUUUCUCGAGUUUCCCGCGCAGCCCGACGUCUUCUCCAGCAUUGGUGUCGGCGCAUGGUGGGCGAUCGAGACCAUCACGUCGCUCGGGUACGGCGAUACGGUGCCCAUCACGGUUGCCGGCCGCACGUUCGCGUCGGUCGUCGCGCUCUGGGGUAUCAUCCUCUUUGCAAUCCCAGGCGCGAUCCUCGGCAGUGGCUUCAUUGAGGUCAUGCUCGAGCACCAAACGGCCAAGGAAAUGCGCGCGAAAGACCGGUGGAUCCACGAAAUCUCUUCGCAGCUCCACCACAUUCAGUCGGUCGCCGCGGGCUCGCUCUUGGCGCCUCUGACGUCCUUGUCCAACGUCCUCUCCGAGCCAGUGGAAGCCAGCCCCGACGAGGAUAUCUCCGAGGCUCCGAUGCCGGCGACACCACCACUGUCCAUGCCCCUGGGCACCCCGGAUGCGGCGACGUCGCCGCAUUUGUCGCCGUUUGGGUCGGACGUCGUGACGGUCUCGUCAACACAGCUCAACGAGCUGCUUCAAAACCAGGAAAUGCUGUCGCUUCAGAUCCAACUACAGCGCGAACAACUCGACCGCGUCUUGAAACUUCUCGAGACCAACACUCGAAUUCAUCCCAGCAGCAGCGUGUUUUGAUAAGCACUGCACGUCAAGAUGAUUGGCGGUCACUGUACCAUUUUCAUGGGCAGCGAAGAGACCGCAACACAGUGUUUGCAACGCGAGAAAGAUGUG
This is a messenger RNA of Saprolegnia diclina VS20, 1500 nucleotides long. RefSeq lists its product as hypothetical. Gene Ontology annotation, biological process: potassium ion transmembrane transport. NCBI's taxonomy places the organism in Eukaryota, Oomycota, Saprolegniomycetes, Saprolegniales, Saprolegniaceae. The transcript has 9 exons. Gene Ontology annotation, cellular component: membrane. The coding region runs from base 4 to 1404 and encodes 466 amino acids. The record is from RefSeq and is a predicted model, not a curated record. Gene Ontology annotation, molecular function: voltage-gated potassium channel activity.